Messenger RNA from Plectropomus leopardus (leopard coralgrouper), 7958 nucleotides. It is a transcript of the gene ptpn12, whose product is annotated as protein tyrosine phosphatase non-receptor type 12. NCBI's taxonomy places the organism in Eukaryota, Metazoa, Chordata, Actinopteri, Perciformes, Serranidae. Gene Ontology annotation, molecular function: non-membrane spanning protein tyrosine phosphatase activity. Gene Ontology annotation, biological process: protein dephosphorylation. The record is from RefSeq and is a predicted model, not a curated record. Gene Ontology annotation, cellular component: cytoplasm; nucleus.
CAGUGUGUGAAUGUGGCAACCGAGGUAGACAGGGAGGGGUAGAUAGGCUGACCAGACCAUUUUUUUGUCUUUUUUCUUUCUUUUUCUUUUCUUGCCGAGCCUAGUGUUUACAACCGUGGCGUCACAUAAAGUGUGAAUUAGUUUGUGGACGUUGAAGCCCCUCCGCCGCUGCUUUUCUUUGGGACUAACCGUUAAUACCGUUGUGAAAACAGCCCAGAAGAAAGAAGGAGAAACAACAUGGGGCGAUAAUUUAAAAAAAAAGAAGGUGUUAUGAACCGACGAUGACUCCCUGGGAGGAUCCGUGAAGCUUAUUUAUUUUUAUUUAUUCUCCCUCCUCCCUUGUGUGCUUUUUUUGUUUUACUUUUGAAUUUUCUCCGCCCUUGCUACUUUGGGAGGUUGUUUUUUUUUUUUAAAGGAUACGUUACAAGAGAACUGAAGGAUGGACCAAGCCGGCAUCCUGAGAAAGUUUAUCCAGGGGGUGAAGGCCAUGAGCGAGGGGGACGAGGAGAGGGGAGAGGACAACUUCGGCAGCGACUUUAUGCGGUUACGGAGGUUAUCAACUAAAUACCGGACAGAGAAGAUCUACCCCACCAGCGUAGGAGAGAAGGAGGAAAAUGUCAAGAAGAACAGAUAUAAAGAUAUACUGCCAUUUGAUCACACUAGGGUGAAGCUGACGUUAAAAACAUCCAAUCAGGACACAGAUUACGUCAAUGCUAACUUCAUCAAGGGUAUGGAUGGCCCAGAGGCCUAUAUUGCAACUCAGGGCCCACUGCCAAACACUGUCAUUGACUUCUGGAGGAUGAACUGGGAGUACAAUGUAGCUGUUAUUGUAAUGGCUUGUCGAGAGUUCGAGAUGGGAAGGAAAAAGUGUGAGCGGUAUUUCCCGCUGCUCGGGGAGGAGCCCUUGAAUUUUGGCCCCUUCAGAAUCUCCUGUGAGUCCGAGCAGGCCAGAACAGACUACUUUAUCAGGACUUUGAAGGUGGAGAAUGAGAAUGAAACUCGGAGGAUAACGCAGUUCCAUUAUAUGAACUGGCCGGAUCACGACGUCCCCUCAUCUUUUGACUCAAUACUGGAUAUGAUCGGACUAAUGAGAGAAUACCAAGAGAAUGAUGAUGUCCCUAUUUGUGUGCACUGCAGUGCAGGCUGUGGGAGGACAGGUGCCAUCUGUGCAAUCGACUACACAUGGAACCUCCUCAAAGCUGGGAAAAUACCAGAAGAUUUUAAUGUUUUUCGGUUGAUCCAAGAGAUGAGGACGCAGCGACACUCAGCUGUUCAGACCAAGGAGCAGUACGAGUUAGUUCACAGAGCGAUCGCCCAGCUCUUUGAGAAACAGCUGCAGCUACUGGAGAGCCCCACCAACACGCAGAUACACGAUGGCAUGGAUGAAAGCAGUCCAGAUAAAGCAAGCCACCAGUCAGAUGAUGACAGAUGGGACACACCACCUCCAAAACCUCCCCGCGUACGCAGUUCCCAGGCAGAAGGUGAUGUGAAGGAAGAGAUACUUCAGCCCCCGGAGCCGCACCCUGUUCCUCCCAUCCUGACCCCGUCUCCCCCUUCAGCUUUCCCCACCGUCACCAACGUACGGCAAGACAAUGACCGCUACCACCCGAAACCUGUCAUACACGUCCUGGCCACCACACAGAAUAAAGACGCUGACCAGCAGCAGAACCAGUCAGAACCCAGUCCAAACAAACAGACCAGUCCCACAGAGCGGAAGGACCAAGAUCUACAAUGUCGAAAACAGACUCAGGUCUCAAAUCUGGAUCUGAAUGACAACUACAACAAUAAAUCAACAUCGACAAAAUCAGAAUCGGGCCAAAGCCAGACUCACACUCCCUCCUCGCCCCUCUCCCCGGCUGUUGAAUGUUCUGGCGCUCCUCGGAUCGAGAGGAAGCUUAGCAUUGAGAUUAAAAAGGUGCCGUUACAGGAAGGACCUCGUAGUUUUGACACCUCCUCCUCCAUGGGAGUAGCCGGUGGCACAGGCAGCAGUGCAGCCAAUAGCGCAGGAGGGCUGCAAAGAACCCACGCCUUCAAAGCCCGCUCUGGCCAAUCCCUGCUGACGUCUAGCUCCUCGCUGUCAGAGGACUCGGGCACGGAGGGAGGAGCAGGUGGAUGUGAGAGUAAUGCAGAUGGAGGCGUCCUCGCCAGACCAAACCACCUCCCCGUGAAGAGUGAGAAGGGGGAGACACAGGGAGGGGAGAAAGUGGAGGGGAAGGCUGGCCAUGCGGCGUGGACUCAACCCUGCAACAGCCCCGAAAAACAGUUCCCCAAAACCUCCUCCUCUUCUUCCUCCUCAGACCGUGUCGCACCAUCGUCCUCCUCUUCCUCCCACCUCUCCUCCUCCUCUUCCUCCUCCUCCUCUACUCCUGUUAGGACUGCCCUGAGCUUCACCAACCCCCUGCACUCUGAUAACUCGGACGAGGAGGGGGAUGGAGAGAUGUCCGGAGGAAAGGAGGGCUAUCGCACUAAUGUAUCCACAGCGACGGCCAUGGUGACCACAUCCCCUCACCACGGAGACCAGCAGACGGUCCGGAAGGUGGUGCCCAUGUCGAUCGCGGGGCAGAGCGCUCCGUCAAACACAGCAAACUGCUGGGACAGCGAUGACUCCCCUCCCCCCCUCCCUGCGAGGACCCCCGAGUCCUUCCUGCUGGCCACAGACCCUGUGGACGUGAAAACGUCAACCUCGGCUGAAUGGAGCGGUUCAAAUAAAGAUGUGUCAGAGUGCAUUAAGAAGAAGUCUCCAGCUGACCCUGCAUCUGCAGGCACCACAGCGACAGACAGCAAGGCAGACCUGGGUGGGGUUCGGUAACCGCUGCAUUCAGCCCAAAGGCCCUCGGGAACCCCCCCUGGAGUGGACAUGAUGGGACGGCCCGUCUGCCCGUCCACCGACAGUGUCCUCCCCUGUCAGGAGAUGGACUCUACCAAUCUCACCUGGCUGGUCCAAAAAACCUAGUUGAUAGAUGCUACACAGACAGACAUCACAAUUUUACAUAGAAACCGCUUCUGUGUAACUCUGUGCGACACCUCCCUCUCCUCCUCCUCCUCCUCCUCCUCCUCCUCCUCCUCAGUCCUUCCUUCAAAGUGCCACAGUGCAAAGCAGAAGAACACUUAACUGGUCAAGUGGUUGUCCACAUUUUCCUGUUCAGCUUGCUGGUAUUAGAGGUUUUCACUUCUCUAGACACUGACCUGGGAUCAGUCUGGUCAUUUUUUUUCCUGUUAAUGGUUAAAAAUGUAAUUCCUGUUUUUUUCCCUUGUUUUGGUGACUUGGGAAUAGAUGAUGAAAUUGUUUUUCCUUCUUGCUUUAGAAACAUUGUGAAAAAGUGAAGAGGGACGUAGGUGGAACCCUUACACGUUAAAUCAAAUUUCCUUUAAAGCCAAAUGAGAAAAAAGAGCAACUUUUUUCAUCAUAAAUCAGGAAUUAUCUUGAAUCAGAAAAGCUACUGUGGGAAGCUGAUUGCCGAGGUUUAACUGAACUCCCAGACGGUGUCUGCUUCCUCCUACUGAAUGAACAACAAUCUUCAAAGCGAACCUAGAUAAUCUGUUACCCAUGAUGCAACCUUUUCUGUUGGGUAUUUACAGGUUGCCAGGGUGCUCUCUGUCUCUCUCUCUCCCUCUUUCUGUGUGCUGGUGCUACAUUACAAAGGAUCAGCAUAGAAACAGAAGCACUCGAGCUGUCUGUCCCCCCUGUGUUAGCUGCAGUAAUAUCAGCUCCAGUACUUUAUGUUUCUAUGCUGACCUCACUGUUUACCAGAGUCACAGGUUGACAUUGUUUGGUCAUUGCAGAGGUCCGUUGCAGCUGUGUUGGAUCAAAAGUUCCUCUCUGUGACUGUAGCUUAUUUACUUUCCUGCUGAGAGUUAGAUGAAAAGUUACUUUCGAAUGAGCUGUUUAUACCCACAUCGGGGGCAAAUUUUUUAAUGUGAAACAGUCCAAUUCUUUUUUUUUUUCCAGUUUAAAUCUCCAGGUCUGUAGAGAGACCUCUGUAGAUAAUUUAGCUCCCUGAAGCUAUCUGAGAAAAAAAGGUGAGCAUUUGUGCCGAAAAGCAGAAGAGAAACUGUUGCUUUGAAUAUAAUCAGAUUCUGUUAUCACCGUGUUGACAUCUUCAUGUGGCAUUUAAAGGCAAAGCUGAAUGUGAAAUACUGAAAACUAGAACUAAGGAGGUCUGUACCAGGUGAUACAUCAUACAUCUACGAUUUUCAAAGAGUUUAAACAAAUAGUGAUGUUCCUUUCUCAAAUAUUUCACAAUAAAAUGUAAAUAUUAAUUAGAAAAGUACGAAAAAAAUCGAAAUUACUGACCUUAUGUCCAAGAAUUCUGCUUUAACCAGUGUCAACAGGGUUAAAAUGACCUUAAAAAACAUCAGUAAUGACCAAACUGAUCAGCUCUGUGACUCUGGCUCUCACUGCUGGGACCAUGAGCCUGCCUUAGUCCACCUCUCAGAGAAGACAAUGACAGUCCUCUUUAAUUUCUCUCCUCAGUACACUUCUCUCUCUGUCUUUCUCUCUAUUCCUGCUUCUCUUGGUCGUUAUUGGGACUCAAAUUUACUGUUUACUUCUGUUUUUUUGUUGCCUCGGCACUGUCCUGUUUUUUUGUGUCUGUUGCAACUAUUGCUUUUCUGUUCUCACGUUUGGAUGAACAACCAUGCAAGUCAAUUUUUAUUUUAUUUUGGCAGCCGGUUUUCUUACAAUAAACCUCAGUGUUUCAGAGUAGGAAUGUUGCACAUCACCUGAAGCUGUUAUGGGACUUUAUAGAUUUAUAUAAAGUCUGCUUUCCUGCAAAAACCACUUCUCCACAGACCAGACUUGUAUGUUUUUUCAUCCGACAACCAAAUUUUAAAAAUCAUACUGCUUCUGUAUGUGUGAGACGAUGCUGAUAGGGACCCAGGACUACUGUUUUCUCCUUCUCUGCUAAAUCCUCCUCCAUUAGCUACCAUAACUAUACAGUAUAUGCAUUGUUUUAUAAAGAUAAAAACUGUACAGGGCAGUUAGGUAUAUAAUAUUUCAGAUUUUUUUGUUAUCUCUUAAAUAUUCUUAUUAACAGAAGAUGUAAGAAAGUCAGUGCAUGAUGAUGAUGAUUCCUCCCCUACACAGUGUUUCCCUUCAAUCUGUAAAUUAUUCUACUGCCCUAUGUUGUUGUUUUUGUUUUUUUUUUUUUGCUUCUGGCAAAUAUUUCAGGGUUGUUUUUAUUUUUAUGUUUGAGUUAUAUGCUUACAAAGAUUGAGAAAUUUUGUUUUAAUUGGCUGGCAGAGGAAAAGCUUCGACUGCCAGCCAGCCCCCUUUCAGAUAGCGGCAACGGGCUUCAAAUAAGAUUGUAAUAAUAAUAUUAAUGACAAUGAUGAUGAUAAUAAUAAUAAUAAUGGUCGUUUUUUUGUAAAUGGUAUUUUAAAAGUUAUUUUUGUAUACGCGGUUGUUUGUUGCGUCACAGGUCCACUGUUCCCCCACCCAAAACCUCUCUCUUAUCUUCUCACAUACUCUCUCCACCUCUUUCACCUAUUUUUUGUUGUUUUUUUCUGUCUCUUGGCUCUUUAAUGUAGAACAUGCAACAGAGAUGGAUCUCUUGCUCUGGACAUGGAGCACCUCAUUAUUUUCCUCUUCCUUCAUACUUCCCCUGCUGUUUUCUCUCUUUCAUCCCCCUCGCCUCUCACCCUCGUCUCUGCCUUUUUAAUUUUUAAAAGGCUGCCAUUUUUCAACACGUCUGUGUGCCACUAGAUCGGUUCACUUUAAAGGAGACUUAUUAUGCUCAUUUUCAGGUUCAUACUUGUAGUACUAGAACAUGUUUACAUGCUUUAAUGAUGAAAAAACACUUUAUUUUUCUCACUGUCUGUGGUAUAUCAACUGUAUUCACCCUCUGUCUGAAACGCUCCGCUCCAUCACCUGUGUCUUUAAGACCUCCUCCUGAAAAAGCAUAGUCUCCUCUGAUUGGUCAGCAUUUUCGGGUUUCGCAUCUCAGCCCCCCUUUACCGUCAUUGCAGUCGGGGAAUGAAUGUAACGGAGAGUAGCGGCACUUUCUACUGUGAAAAAUUAAAAAUAAAACCUUCUAAACACAACCAGACAUGUUCCAGCAGGAAUACAAACCAAAAUCGGGGAGAAAUUAAUCUCAAAACCCAUUUAGUUAUCGGUCUGAUGACAGUAAGCCCUGGGGGUGAGGGCCAAUAUUUUGGGCUGAUCCAGUGUUGGAUAUCCAAGCCAAGACUUCCUUCUUGUGCGCUGACAUUUCCUCUGUUCUCUAUAAACAGAUAUCAGCAUAUUAAUGCGGAAAGUUUUUUUUAAAAAUGAAGCUAACUCAUCAUAGUAGGUGGGUUCCAAGACUGUAUUUUAGGCCAAUAAUUUUCACCCAGACCCGCAGGAAGUGCACUUUGGACUUUGAAGCCAACUUUUUUAUUGGCCAAACAGUGUAAUUACACCAUCACAUGAUGCCCUGCAGCCCAAAAAGACUUUUUCCCCUUGAUUUACAUGGUGAAAGACGCUUCUGUAAAUCAGUGGACACAUCUUUCGUAGCAUCACAACCCCUGCAGAAUUAAUUGUUUCUCCACUGGGGUUUGAGCCAUUUGGUGUAAUAACAUUUAGAAAGUGUAGAAAAGCCACAAGAUCAAAUAAUUCAAACCAAUUCGGUUUAGUGGAGCACCAAACCGAAAGUUUGCCCUUCGGGCAGCAGAAGUUAGCUGCACGCCUGGACUCAGCAGAGCUUUGCUGUCAUGAGUCUCUAGUGUGCAUGCACGAUGGCCUGCACAGUGCGGAAGUAGUGCUGAUAGUUCCCCGAUCUUCCAGGGUGUUUUAUACAUUACAUUUGAACCAUUUUGGUUUCAUGCACCGCUGAGUAAUUCUCUCAAGAAUGGAUGGGGCCCUGCAUUCAAUCCUGUAUCCAGUUCUCUUAAUACAUCCAUGCCUCCACCUCUCCACACAGACUGUUUACCUGCUGUUAAAAUGUGAUUGGUCAAUACUACUCCAAACUACGAACAAAAACCACAACACUUCUGUUACCAAACUUUUGUCCCGUCGCCUGCAGAUCCUGCAUAUAUAUUCAUUUGGAGAGAUUUAUAGAGAUUACAGAGAAAUGAUCAGCAAUGGCAACCAAGUUUGCAUUUUUUCCAUAUAUUAGCAUGUAGCUACAUGUAGCAGUGUACUGGCAGUCAGAAAAUGAUUGUGUGUAGCGCCACUUUCUCCUGUUAAAAAUCACCAAUAAAAGCUUCUAAACACAGCUUCAUGUUCCAGCGGGUUUCCCAGAUGUUAGCACGUAGCUACGUGUAGCAGUGUAGCUUACGUAAUGAAAACACUUGCAGUAGCGUGCCUGGAGCAGACGACCAUAUAAAGAAAUCUGUUGCGAACUGACGUCAGUUUGUAAAAAAAAAAGAAAAAAGGUGGAUACGGAGGAUUCAUAAGUCUUAAAACUGAUUUUUUUACUCACAGGAAUUACUUUUACGUAUGUUUACCUCAUUAUUUAAAACAUUUAAUAUAAACAGUGACAUUGUAAAAUUAUAAAUAUGACAGAAAAAAACAAAAAAAGAAAGCAUAAUCAGUCCCCUUUAGGUGAUCCAUCUCUUGGUGGUUCAAAGUAAGAAAAAACAUCAGUCAACUGACAAAAAGACGUGCUAAGAAAAAAACUGUCUUUUGAACUUAAUCAUUUGUUUUUCCAGUCUUUUUUUUUUCUGUUUUUUGUCCCUGACUCCCUCACAUGCACACUAGCCUCGAUCUCAGAAAAGAGCCCACCUGUGCCUUUAAGUGAGAGCCCGCCCCGCCCCCCUCGCCCCUCUCCUCCAAUCGUUGUUAGCGGCGUGAGCGUGAGCGAUGUGAUUCGCUGCUGCUUGCUCAUUGCCUCCUGUGGGACUCUCGUUCAGCCCGCCCCCUCACACACACACAAACACACACUUUGUGUCCCUCUUUACACACACACAAACAUAAACACACACACACAAAAUGUUUGUAUGUUGCAGAAAUCAAUCAGUAAAAAUGAACAUUAAGUAAA